AUGCUUCAAUUCAUUGGAUUCGUUGAAUACGAAGGUGUUGGGCGUAUAUGGUCUGCAGAUAAACUUAAUAUACUGUGCAAUGUAGAAAAUGAUGAUGGUAUCCAACAAAUUAUGAUGGAUGUUAAUGUUUUAAUUAGCAAUGGGAUCGAUGUUGAAGAAAGUCAACCAGUAAUAUGUACUGAUUCCCAAAACAUAGUUCAGGACGAUGAACCUUCUUUUGUCGACAACACUAAAGAUGCAUUUAUAUGGAACAAAAACCUUGUGACUUUGCUCAUUGAGACACGUAUUGAAAUGGACACUUCCUUUCAAGGAAACAAAUUCAAAAAAAAUGUACUAUGGACAAAAGUUGCUGAAAAAUUAAAUACAUCUUUUCCAAACCAUGCACCUGUCAGUGCCGAUAAAUGUGAUUCAAAAUGGAGAAAUCUCUGGGUUACGUACAAAGCUAACGUGAAAAAGUCAAAUUUAUCAGGAAGAGACAGUGUCACUUGGGAAUAUUAUGAUGUUCUUGAUGAACAAUUCGGAAACAAACCAAAUGUACGGCCUCAUCCAAGUACUUUAAUAAGUACACUAAAUUCAUCUUAUGCUUCUAAUGAAGAUGAUCGCCAUUUAGAAUCCCCUGAUCAAACACUAAAUGAAUCUACUGGUCAAUCUGAUAAUAUAAAAAACAAUAAUACUACCAUUAGAGAGACCAGGCAAGAAAAUUAUAAAAAGAUGAAGACUGGGUAUGGAAUGGCUGAUUAUAUAAAUUUAAAAAAAAAAGAACUAGAAAAUCAAAAUGAAAUUCAAAAAAAACUAUUGCUUCUGAAAGAAAGAGAGGUAGAUGCAUUGUGCUUAAUGUCUCAAGCUCUCAAAACUAUGGCUGAUAAAGCAAGCAACAUAUGA
Molecule: messenger RNA, 882 nt
Organism: Macrosiphum euphorbiae (potato aphid)
Lineage: Eukaryota; Metazoa; Arthropoda; Insecta; Hemiptera; Aphididae
Source: the annotation of a GenBank genome assembly